AUAAAGGAAUAAUGAUAGAGAAAAACAAUUCUUGAUCAAUUUAUGUAUAAAUAUUCAUUAUAGUAGAAUGAUAAUAGUUAAAGACUAACUAUGAAAUCAUUAUGUAUAUUGUGUUUACUUAUUUCAUUAGUAUUCUGUAUGAAUAAUGUAAUGGAAGAUUCUACACAACAGUUACAAGUUCAAAAGGAUCUUAGAAGACGAAGUCAACCAAAUCUUUACCAGUGUAUGGCAUGCGUAUCCGGUGUUAAACAAGCCAAAAAUAUAAUUUUAAGUUCAUCAACAAAGGUAUCAAUCAAUGGUAUAAUUAAAAAUGUUUGCAUGGGAACUGGUCUAUUUAAUACCUCAUGUGGAAUGUUUGCGAAUGGACUUUUGUCAAAUAUCUUUUAUACAAUCCAGAAAGUGAUACCAUAUGAUUUGUGUGCUACAUUCGAUUUUUGUUAUUACCCACCUGAGAUACCUGUUUGUGAAUAUUGCCUCAAAUCUGGACUUUCAAUCAAAUCAAUAUUAUUGUCGGAAACUUUUGUAUCCGAGUUAUAUAAUAAUACAUUAAAUAUGUGUAAUACACAAUCCAAUCAAUCACUCAUUUGUGGUCCAUUCCUACAUGAUUUGUUCUUGGCAGUAACAUUAAGCUUCAAUAAACAAUUUCUUAUACAACGCUUUUGUCAGAAUAAAAGAACUACUGUUUGAUUAUAAGUGAUCAAUAAAGUAUCCUUUUUUUAGUGAAAUCAAUAUCGUUACAGAUAUCGAAUAAUCGUUUUCACAUUUCCCAUAAUGUAGGUGACUUGAUUAUUAUAAAGUACAUUAUAAAAGUGAAUGUUAAAUCAAUAAAACUUUGAGUAAUUAAUGAAAUCGUUUAGGGGAUUUAUUGUAAAGAUUUGAAAAAUUAAUUGGUAACAAAAAGAUCCUUGAAGUAAAUAUACUAAGUUAUUCUGUACCCAGAAAUAUCUUAUCAUGGUUGAUAUUUUUAAUUCACUAGGCUUUGAAUGAGUUUACUCUUCAUCUCUGAUCUAACCAAACACAUAUAAAUAUGCAAGCAAGUAGGAAGUUCGAUGGUCAGUUAAAAUUUAAGACAUCUUCAGAGUACAACCUGUCAUAAAUAUUUAUCCAUUUGAAGGAUCAAAUCUUACAUCAGUAAAGCAAGAAUAAAAAAUUUACAGGAGUGGCAGUAAACAAGAGAAAAUAACUUCAAUUAAAGUGGAAAUGUGAACAUGAGAGCUAUAAGUUAAAAAAAAUGAAGUUCCAUUCAAAAAUGAAAAACUAAGAAUAAAUUAUUUAUCAGUAUAGAGUUGUGGAGAUUGUUGAGUUUCGAUUGAGAUUAUGAAGCGAUCAAUGUUUGACCACCAUUGAAAACGCGCAAGCACUGGAUGACUGUUUCGUUCUAGUAUGGAACUCUUCAGCGUUUGCAAGCGAGACCGAAUGUUUUGAGUCCAAUUCCUCCGUGUGCGGGGUCUUAGAUACAUUUCUGAGGAGUCUCAUAUUAACACGAAACAACCAUUUAGUGCUUCAAGGUUUUCCAAUGGUGGUUCAAAAUUAACUGAUUUGUGAUCUCAAUCAAAAAUAAUAUAAUUAAACCGAGAUUUAGUGGAAUGCUGAGAAUAAAUGUAACUGUAUACUUGAAAUCUACUUUGAUCCAUGUCACAUUCCCAACCAUAAACUAUUACACUGAUACUAUCAAGGAAAUGUGUAUUUAUAAACAUGAAUUAUACUGACAGUUCAGUUCAUAAAAUUGUACUAUCAAUGAAUGUUACACUAAACAAAUAGUUUUCACCUAAUGGAAUAAGUUAUUACGGUGUAGUGAACAAGAACAUUAGUGGGAACAAUUGAAUGCAUUUAACACUGAAUUACAGGACUUGUUAAUAAAAUCUAACAACCUAACAGUAAAUAAGUAAUUUCCAAAAUGUCCACCAAUUGUCUCAUAAUGACUCAGACUUCAUUGUUCUUGCAUUUUCAUACAAACUACAUUCUGUUUCCAUUCCAUACUGUUCGAUCCUCUAGUCUCUCUGCUUCCAGACCCUCUGUUCACGACUAGCAUCAUCUACCACUUAUGUCUAUAUAAGUAGGACACACUACAACAGUUUCUGUGAUAAAUUUUACUUUAAACAGUUAAAAUCUAUCAAAUUAUUUCGAAAUAAAGCCUGUGGAAUAUUCGAUAUAUUUAAUUAUCUCUUGGUUAUGUAAUAUCAAAUGAACGCAGUACAACCAAUUAUUGAUUUUAUUAUUCAGAUUGUGAAGAGUCAAUCAGUUCGUACCUUUGUUAUAAGAUAAUUG
This is a messenger RNA of Schistosoma margrebowiei, 2268 nucleotides long. The record is from the annotation of a GenBank genome assembly. Lineage: Eukaryota; Metazoa; Platyhelminthes; Trematoda; Strigeidida; Schistosomatidae.